AUGAAAGAGUUUUCAAUAACUGAUAUACCUGAAUUUUCCAAUAAGGAUCGAAUAGUGGUAGUGGGUGUAAUUGGCAAGUCACCACAUCGGUACCUGAAUAAAGCUUCGCCGCUAGUUAAUUCGAAAGUUUCCGAGGACAAUGGAAUACAAUGCUGUUGGGACGAAGGUCAAAGCAUCCUCUACCUGCAUGCUACAACAUUUCUGGAUACAGACAGAUUAUGUGCUCUUGUGGAAGACCUAAAUGAGAAUUCAAAAAGUACUGUUAAGGAUGCAGAUGCAGCACACUGGCUGGUGGCAUCUGGAGAGCUUACUAUUGAUUCUUGUAAAAUCAUGGCCCUGAUGUUUCAAUUGUGUCAUAUUGUUGUACUGUCGUCACCUACACCAGUGUUUGAUUUGGGAUAUUUACAGUUAUUUAAAGCAAUUGAUGCAUAUAGAAAUGAGCUGAGUGGCCAAAUAGAGGGUGCUCUUAUUGAAGCUGGUGUAUCUGACACGUGGGAGUCCCGAGGAAGGUUUUGUUGCCCCCGCCUGUUGUUUCACUUCAGAAGAGCUCCAACACCACUUCGAAAAAAUCCUGCUGGUCUGAAGAGAUUGGAGCAUGCUAUAGAGGACCAGAUAUAUUUCAUUUUGAGGAAGUCUAGAGUUAUUACUAAUGUUUGUGCCAAAUCAAUAUUUGCAAUACCAAAGAACGAAGAGUUUGUCUACAUCAGUGCGGAAGAUAACAAUAAUGCAAGAGACGUAAGCUCCUUAGUAAGAGGGUUAGUGCAGCUCUGCAAUGGAACACAGGACGAAGUAUCGACGCGCCCCACCUUCUCCCAGUUCCUGCAAACCCACCUAGAUGUCGCCUUUGAAGAGGGCUUUGAUGACAAUGUUGGGAAGUACGCUAUGAGCACCUCAUUUUUUGAAUUGCCAAGUGCUAAAUCAUGGAGUGUGGUCGCAAAGGCGCUCGUACCAGUUUAUUUAUCGGAGUCCAUUGCUCCCAACGAAGAUCGGGACGACUAUGGUGCUCUCUUUGACUCAUUGGCUACUGACGUUCGAUUCUCUAAAGCGAGAUGUGCUAAGGUGUUACCCAUAGCACAAGCUUCGUAUGCUGAAGGGUUGCCAUCACACUAUUCAAGCCAACACCAUGCUCAUAAGGUCAACGUAGCGCUGGGAGUUGUAGAGGCGAUGGCUCGUGGUCCAUUAGCUGGUGGUGCUCGGGCAAGACUGAGGACCGCUUGUGCUGCCACCUGGCGGACGCGUCGGUUGUGCGAAGCACCCUCUCUGACGUCACAUCCUUGUAUCAACCCAGACCAUGACAAUUCAAAGGAGCAUUCGUCUGGGGUCCGCUACAUCAGCGCGUGUAACUGCGGGCGAAGCAAAUGCUCGCGAGAAGAUCCUUACACUGUGAAAGCGGCCAACCACACCUUUUACAGCCACGCGGGCGAGGAGUGCGGGGUAUGCAACACUCUCCAGAGCGUCGCCUUUCCUGUCUUCCAGCCUUCUACCCCUAGUUACAGGGCAGCGUCGCUCAAAAGUUCUUCAGAAGAAACCCAAGACAGACCAGAAACGCGGAUUGAAGAUGGUUCUGGCAAUUCCCCCGAUGCAUCACCUCGCUCCGAAGGCUGGUCACAACCUGAUGAGCUAUCUCCUGGCUCCGCGAAAGAUGAAGAUGAUGAUGAACCGACUUGCAAUGAUGAGGCGCUUGAUGUUAUGCCUGUUAGGGAAGAAGCUGUUACAGAGAAAGUCAUUAGUCGCCAACCAUCGACGACAGAGUAUCUCCCGGGAAUGUUGCACACGCACAGCCCGGCCGGUCUGUUGCCGGCAUUUUCCAGCUGGUCCCUAGUGUGUUUAGGACCUUCCUCACUAUACUCGCAUAAUAUGGGUCUACCUGAGCAUUUGCAGCCUGGAUUUUUGCCUCACACCAAUUAUUUGCUUCCCUGGGACUGCGCUGUGCGUAUGGAGCAUGCUAAUGUGUGGCGUACGUCAACACGCGGGCGUGGAAAAGGGGGCGUGCCGCACAAUAUCACUGUUAAGAUUUUCAUCGGGUUCGAAUACGAAUGUCCAAGAGGGCAUAGGUUCAUGAUGUCUUCACCAGACACAGUAAUGAAUGGUGGAGGGGUAUCGUGGGGCAGAGAAGGAGCUGGCCCCACGAGCGGUGCGGCUGGGGCCCGUCUCGCAGCCAGCGAGAUGCCUUUAUACGUACCUUGUCUUUGUCGUCCCAGCGCUAUGCUGGCUCAGCUUAUUCGUUUGCACGUCGUAACACCAAAGAGCUCUGUGCACAUCACUCUAGCUCCUAAAGUGCAACCGGUGCUUGGUGGACCAAUUUUUGUACCACAACCGGAAACCGAGGGUCCCCUGAAACUGAGCAGCUCGGCUUACUGGAUACUCCGACUCCCUUACAUUUACGCUGAUGAGAGAGGCCCAAUACAAAGGCCGAGGACAUCUGCGGCGCACGUGGGCAGUAUGCUCACGCCACUCUUCGGCUUGCAGGAGUAG
Messenger RNA from Leptosia nina, 2475 nucleotides. Lineage: Eukaryota; Metazoa; Arthropoda; Insecta; Lepidoptera; Pieridae. The record is from the annotation of a GenBank genome assembly.